Molecule: messenger RNA, 556 nt
Organism: Hypanus sabinus (Atlantic stingray)
Lineage: Eukaryota; Metazoa; Chordata; Chondrichthyes; Myliobatiformes; Dasyatidae
Gene: fkbp2
Product: FKBP prolyl isomerase 2
Exons: 5
Coding region: 38-469 (143 amino acids)
Biological process (GO): protein peptidyl-prolyl isomerization
Molecular function (GO): peptidyl-prolyl cis-trans isomerase activity
Source: RefSeq, a predicted model, not a curated record
CGGCCUGACCCCCCCUCCGGCGCUUUGGGUUACAGCCAUGAAGCCGGACCUGGCGCUGCCCCUCGUCGCCCUCGUGCUGGGCUCGCUCUGCGCCCCCUCGCGGGCCGACGGCGGAGGCGAGAAGAGGAAGCUGCAGAUCGGAGUCAAGAAGCGGAUGGACAACUGCCCCAUCAGGUCCCGCAAGAGCGACACGCUGCACAUGCACUACACGGGGAAACUGGAGGACGGGACGGAGUUUGACAGCAGCAUCCCCCGGGGGACCCCCUUCACCUUCACCCUGGGCACCGGGCAGGUCAUCAAAGGGUGGGACCAGGGGCUGCUCGGGAUGUGCGAGGGGGAGAAGAGGAAGCUCGUCAUUCCCCCGGAGCUAGGGUACGGUGACCGAGGCGCUCCACCGAAGAUCCCAGGUGGAGCGACGCUGAUCUUCGAGGUGGAGUUGCUGAAGAUCGAGCGGCGGGCGGAACUGUAGGGGUGGGGAAGACCCUCGGGUCCUAACCCCCCCAACCCCCCCCCACACACACACACACACACAAAAUAAACAGCAGCUCUCCCGCCU